AUGCAUUGCCGUUCAAGCUCCUUAAUAUAAAAGACGAGUCUGGAUGAUCAGUCAUCAGAACACAUCAGUGCUCCGAAUUGUAACCAUUUUACUCGUCCUUCAGCGACUUAAACCCUCAGAAAUCAACAAUCAUGAAGUGCAUCGCAGCUGUAGUCAUGAUGGCCCUGGCCGUUGUUGCUGAAGGAAAUCUCGUGCCCUACUCUGGCCCAUUGGCUUACUCUGCAGCCCACACCACGGUUGUCCAGCAGAACGUGGCCCCUCGGUAUAUCUCCACGGUUCCAGUGACCUCCUAUGCCGCUGCUCCAGUCGCUUACGCUGGCGCCCCUGUUACCUACACCGCACCUCACACCACCGUCGUCCAGUCGAGCGUUGUCCCACGUUACGUUGCUCCAGUGGCCUAUGCUGCUCCCUCGGUUGUGGCCUACAACUCUGUCGAUUCGGAAGUCGUUGAAGCCACCCAUGUGGCCGCCCCAGUUGCCACCGUCGUUGCUCAGCCAGCCGUGGCCGUCGUUGCCCAGAAGGAAGCCCGGUAUGUCGCCGCCAACCGUGGAGCCGUGCAUGAUGCUCCUCUCGCUGGACAUACCGUUUCGCAGCAAUCGCUUAAUCUGGAACCAGCUGCGGGAACCGUUUGAAGCGAUUGAGGUACCUGACCACAUAAACGACAUUGACGUUUGUAAGCCAGACAUUGCAAAACUGUGUAGAUCCAAGAGAGUUGAUAAAUUUAUUAUUAAAUGAAACAAUAAUUCCAAAAGUUCA
Messenger RNA from Aedes albopictus (Asian tiger mosquito), 756 nucleotides. Its product is annotated as adult cuticle protein 1-like. NCBI's taxonomy places the organism in Eukaryota, Metazoa, Arthropoda, Insecta, Diptera, Culicidae. The record is from RefSeq and is a predicted model, not a curated record. Bases 132 to 632 code for a protein of 166 amino acids. The transcript is spliced from 2 exons.